AAAUAAUUUUUUUUACUUGGAAUUCUGGUGGUUAGAAAUAGCCUAAGCAAAUAUUAUUUUUAUCAGAAUAGUGAACAAAGUAGUUUUUAUCACGAUAGUGAAUAAAAUGAAUAUAAACAAUGAAUGAUGAGUAAAAGAGUAUGUUGUAUAUCUUGGUAAAUGUCAUCUUUAAAGUCUCAGAGUCUUGUAACAUUGCUAAGGAGGUAUACCUACCUUGGGCUUCUGAAAUUUUAGUCCAGAAUUCUUCACAUGCUUGUGGAUCAUCUGUGGGAGAACGCUGGGCAGGUUUUUUCCAGAAAAUGUGCAUACUUUUAUCAGGCGUGGCCUGUGCUAGGCCUCCUGUUGUUUGGAGGAUGGGCCUCCUAGAUUGAUUUUUUUUUUUUUUUUUAACUCCUAAGGUCUUUCUCUUUGUUGAUUAUGUAGUUCUCCUUUCUAGGAGAUUUCCUCAUUGCUGUCGUCUACUAUUAUUUGUAAACUUUUAAAUCCUGCCGUUGUAUUUUUGUUUUUCAGUAACUAGGAGGUUCUCAGAAUGUUCCUGUUCUUGUUUCACAGAAACAGUCUGGUCUCUGAUUUCUGAGAAUACUCACCGUAGCCAUGUGCUGCACACGUUUUCUUCUCCGUGCAUUGUGCCUAUUCUGAAUUCCUUUCCCGUUUCUUUUUUUUUGGCUCUUUCAUGAGACAUGUUUUGGGCUUUCUUCAAAACAUCUGCUCAUGCUGUUCGUUCAUAUCUAAGAGUGAGACAAGCUGCAGCUGGGCCCACAGGUCUGCGUACAGGGUGUCAUCUGCCUGCAUCUCAGAGAAGUCUGGCAGUGACCCUGACCUUUCUCUUGGGGUUCCUUUGCAUCUUGGUGUCUUUAGACCUUUUCUCCUGGGCCAGAUCCUAUCACAUAGGACACUAUGCACCUUAAGAUCCUGAAGAAAAGGCGCAAAAUGUUCCAGUAAUGUUUAGAAAUAAUUUUUGAGGGAAAUCAUGCAGUCAUCAGGACACAGGCUUCGAGAUGUUGAACAUCAUCCUCUCCUGACUGAAAAUGAGAAUUAUGACUCCUCGUCCUCCUCCUCCUCUGAGGCCGACACGGCGGAUAGGGUGUGGUUCAUUCGGGACGGCUGUGGCAUGGUGUGCGCUGUCAUGACCUGGCUUCUGGUCGUCUAUGCCGACUUUGUGGUGACGUUUGUCAUGUUGCUGCCUUCCAAAGACUUCUGGUACUCUGUAAUCAACGGGGUCGUUUUUAACUGCUUAGCCGUCCUCGCCCUUUCAUCUCAUCUGAGAACUAUGCUCACCGACCCUGGAGCAGUACCCAAAGGGAACGCUACAAAGGAGUACAUGGAGAGCCUGCAGCUGAAGCCGGGCGAGGUCAUCUACAAGUGCCCCAAGUGCUGCUGUAUCAAGCCCGAGCGUGCGCACCAUUGCAGAGCCUGGGACACUAACACCAGACCUCUCCUUUUCAGUAUUUGUAAGAGGUGCAUCCGGAAAAUGGACCACCACUGCCCCUGGGUGAACAACUGUGUGGGAGAGAAGAAUCAGAGGUUUUUUGUGCUCUUCACUAUGUACAUAGCUCUGUCUUCAGUCCAUGCUCUGAUUCUCUGUGGAUUUCAGUUUUUUUCCUGUGUCCGAGGGCAGUGGACGGAAUGCAGUGAUUUUUCACCACCAAUAACUGUAAUCCUGUUGAUCUUCUUGUGCCUUGAGGGUCUUCUGUUUUUCACUUUCACUGCAGUUAUGUUUGGCACCCAGAUCCACUCGAUAUGCAAUGAUGAAACGGAGAUCGAGAGACUGAAAAGCGAAAAGCCCACGUGGGAGCGGAGGCUUCGCUGGGAAGGGAUGAAGUCUGUCUUUGGGGGUCCCCCCUCACUCCUCUGGAUGAAUCCCUUCGUAGGAUUCCGAUUCAGGCGGCUGCAGACAAGAACCAGGAAAGGAGGCCCAGAGUUCUCUGUUUAAGUCCGCUCAUCAUGCUGGAACUUGUUCACGUACUUUAAAUUAUUUAUUUGGGGUCUGAAAGGGUAUCAGCGCUCAUCUGUGACCAGUAGGACAAACUGAACCUACACAAACAAAUUGCUUGCAGCAAGCAGAGUUUUAUAUAUUUAUAGUCACAGAUGGCAGAUUUUCCAAACCAAUAACUGGAUGAUACUCUGACCAGUGUUCACCUGUAUGACUGAUGCAUGGGGUGUGGCUACACCAGGAAGCCAGUUGUCAUUAUCUUCCUGCACAGUUAGGAUUUUUGUUAAGAAUACUUUGCAUUUUAUAAGAAGCUCUUUGGGAUAUUAUAUGGGUUAUUACAGUCCUGUGAAUGAGCUGCAUUUUUCAGUCAUGAGGAAGAUAAAAACCAAUCUGGUAAACACAAAUUCCCAGACUGGCCACUCCAGGGAGUCCCUGUUUACUCAGGAUUCAUGAGUGCUCCCCGUGAUCAUAGUGGGGCAUUUACAUAGAAACACAUCUUGGUCUUGAUUCGCUGUGACAUUUUCUUUGCACUGAAGUUGCAAAAGAUCUGUGUGCCCAGAGCAGCCCCGGCGGGCUCCAGGUCCAUGCCCACCACCCCGAGAAGCGGCAUUCUUUAACCCUUUCAGCACAUCCUGUGUGCGUGCGUGUAUGUGCGUGUGCUGCACUUGUGUUUUGAAACUAGCGGUGUUGUUGAGAUGAUAAAAUGUUGAGUGGCUGUGAACAGCAAACAAGCUAUUUUUUAGAAACCAACAUUUCAGGGAAGAGGGGCGAGCUGCUAUGGUGCCCUCCUCCGGCGGGCUCACUCUGAAUGAGCUGCUGCAGUGCCCUCCUCCGGCGGGCUCACUCUGAAUGUAUUGCAGGUUGGAGAAUAUCUCGAUCCAAAGAACAGUCAUUCCCGUGUGGUCCUGUGUUUUCCUCCCGUUUUCAUUUUAUUUUCAAAUCUUGAGUGCGUGAGGGCCUUGGAAUGAAUUUUUUUGUCCCCAAGUGAGCAGUAUAUAACUGGCACCCUCAGUAAGAGAAGAGAAAAACCUCAUGGUGGCCUCGAACUUUGUGUAGCUCCACGAUGUGAUGCUGUCAUCAGUGUGCAGGAGGAGGGAGGCAUGCCAGCAGUGAAACACCACAAGAAACAAGGUGUUUGCCUGUUGACACCUCUGAGAAGGGGAGGGGACCGCAAGGCCACUUGCCCGGUAACAGGGACAACUUUGUGCCUUGGUUGCAGGUGACAGUGGAAGACAGGUAUGAAAGCACUGAGCCAGUGAAGAAUAUUCAGAGUGAGAACAGCCUGUUUGAUCUUAGAUGUCAUUUAUGUUUGCUUUUCUACCCACCUCACAAGUGAUAAAAUAGGAACCUUGAUGCAGAACUUAAAAUCAUGCCAGAAAGCAAAUGCUCCCCGCUUGGGGGACUUGCCUUAACCCUACCUGGUUUGUGCAUUCUUUGCGAGAUGCAUCGAGAAGCAAUCGAUAGCAAAUUCCGGAGGUCUUCGUUUGAGUUCGCUUCCCACACUAAGAAAAACUGGUGUUUCCCUCCUGUUCUGUUUAUCUGUGGACUGUUUUAUUAUUUUUUAAAUUAAUCUGUACCCUAUCCUAAUCAGGACUUAUACCACUGUUGAUGCAAAAUCACAAAGGGACCUACUUGAUUCACCAUUGGUAGCCAAGUGAACAAAACCGUGUGAUGAUUUUGAAAUGGAACAAAUCACUACGGAAAUGUGCGAGCUAUUGGGAAUGGACGUCACAGCCAGAGGAACAAGAGCACCUGUUGUGGGUGAUCAGGAGAUUGUCUUGCAUAUCCAUUUGCACAUCUGUUGUCUGGAUUGGACAUGUAUAUUGGGCUUCAAUGUGAGGCUUUUAAUAUGUAUAUCCUGUUUAUCAAUAAACAAAUUAUCUAAGUGGUCAAAUCCUGUAACACUUGGCAAGUUUGUGCAAGUCAAGUAUACUUGCCUUUUCAGCCUCUUCUUUCAGUGUAACUUUUAUAUGAAAUAAAGUAACCAAUUGAUAGUUCUCAGAGAAUUGAUGAGGUGGCAGAAGUUCUUCAUGGAUGUCAGUGCAUCUUCGGUGGCUGGUCUACCCUUUCCUUUCCUCGGUACUAUCCUUAGCCCCCCGGCUGUCCUAGCCAGGUCUGUGCUGUUUCCCGACCUCUGAGUGCUUUAGUGCACUGAUGAAUGGCUCCAGUGUCCCCUCCAAACCCUAGUCAGUCAGGCACUACUCUCCCCGACUUGCCACACCCACAC
Molecule: messenger RNA, 4160 nt
Organism: Trichechus manatus latirostris (Florida manatee)
Lineage: Eukaryota; Metazoa; Chordata; Mammalia; Sirenia; Trichechidae
Gene: ZDHHC7
Product: zinc finger DHHC-type palmitoyltransferase 7
Exons: 8
Coding region: 971-1933 (320 amino acids)
Biological process (GO): protein targeting to membrane; peptidyl-L-cysteine S-palmitoylation
Cellular component (GO): Golgi apparatus; endoplasmic reticulum
Molecular function (GO): protein-cysteine S-palmitoyltransferase activity
Source: RefSeq, a predicted model, not a curated record